CACACGCACACACACACACAAACACUCACACACAUACACAGGACCUUCUCCAUUUAGCCGCCAUAACAGAUUCAUUAAAUAGAAAGAGGCAAUUCAGUAUUUUACAGCCUUUAUACCAUCAAUUUACAAUGAAAGUAAAUCCCUUGUCGAUGAUUACAGGAAAUCAAUACAUCCUAUCAUUUCACUACCACAUUUAUAAUCUCACCAUUAGAUCUCACCAUUAUAACAAAGUUAAUCCACAUUAAUUACCAGAUAUGACCAUUCUGUUACUGACUUAUUACCACAACAAAUGGUGGUUUAUAGUUUAGAAACCUUUUUUAUACACAUACCCCUCCACCACCCCCACAGUCGCUGCCUUCAUACCUCAUAACUUGUCUGUAUGGCUGUAGAUGUAACAUAUCUACAUUGUUUUAUUGCCAAAUAUAUUGAGUAGUUGUAUAAUCCAGCGCAAACAAAACAGAUACAUAAGAAAAGAAGCGAAGUGAAAACUUAUUUUCCGCGGAAAUCCAGGUAUUCCGGUUCGAUUUUCAUUAUUGUCGCUGAAUUCUCUGCGUACUCUGCGUGUUUCGUUUACUUUCUAUGGUGUUCACACGGCUCUACUGAUUCCAUCGAUACUACAUGUUUGUAGGACCAAUGAGAGUCGAGAUAGAUGCCAUCAAAGCCAAUGAGUCACGUGAGCGAUGAAUCUGACAACCAGUCUUUGAAUGGCCAUAGCGCUGCGUCUGAGCGAGCCAAUGAGAUGGGACCUAGAUACCCAUGUAGCCAAUGAGGAUACUUUUCUUUAGACAUGUGACAAAUCAUCACAUUUUACUUUCUUGCCGGCUAAAUUCAAUGCGCAAUGCUCAUGGCCAGACGCCGAAGCAGUGGUUUGGAAGUUUGUUGCUAAACAAGCCAGAGGCAUCUUUUUGAAGGUUUUUGUUAGUAAAAAAAACAUGCCAAAGAGACAAACAAAAGCGAAACAUGUUGAAGAACCCGAGGACAUCGAUGAAUUGGAGGACAUCGAUGAAGGAGAAGAAAGCAAUUUCUCGGAAUGCGACUCCGCGGACGAACAGAACUUUUUAGCUGGGAAGGACCCUGAUUUCGAGCUUAAUAGCGAUGAAGACUGGGUCCCGCAAAGCAAAAAAACAAGAGCUGAGGACCCUGUGUCUGAGGAAGUGGAGCCGGUGGCCGAGACAAGUGGGACAAGGAGAGGAAAUGGUGCUGCAAGAAGCAGGGGGAGAGACCGAGGAAGGGGGAGAGGCAGGGGAAGAGGGCGCUCCCGUGGCAGACAGGAGAGCGGAGACGCAGCAGAGGGGGAACCAUGGCUUGGAACGGACAUCCAGGACACCAUACCUCCACAGCCCACAUUUCGCCCUGUGAGGACUCCUGGCCCCCAGCUGAUCUCUGCACAGUAUACAAUAUUACAACUCUUCCAGUUGUUCAUAACACGCUCCAUUUUGGAGACCGUGGUUGCCAACACAAACAAGUUUGGUUCGAGGCACCAUGAAUCCGAAUGGCACACAAUAACCAUACAGGACAUGUACUCAUAUCUUGCUAUGCUCAUAUACAUGGGCCUAUUCACAGCCCGUGCCAUCCCUGACCACUGGAGACAGUCAAGACUCCACAGCCCGGCCUUCCCCAGUAUUAUCAUUUCAGAACAAAAAUUCUCCCUCAUUUCAACAGCCAUCCACAUGAGUGACCCUGACAAUGACCAGGUGAACAACUCAAGGCGGGGCACCCCACAGUAUGACCGACUCACCAAGAUAAAGCCCAUGUAUGAAGAGAUGCGGGAGGUCUGCAAGGCAAACUUUCACCCUUACCAACAUGUGAGUGUUGACGAGAGGAUGGUGGCUUCGAGAGCGAGCGUCAGCUUUCGCCGAUUUAUGAAGGACAAGCCGACCAAAUGGGGCUUCAAACUGUUUGUCUUGACAGACUCCUCAAAUGGCUAUACCUGGGACUUUUUCGUUUAUGAUGGGAAAGGCCACAUCGGUGCAGGGAAUGGGCUGAGUUACGACUCCGUGAUGGAGCUGGUUUCCACUCAGCACCUGGGAACAGGUUAUAAGCUCUACGUGGAUCAUUUCUACACGAGCCCAAAACUGUUCUGCGACCUACUACAAAAGAAGGUGUGGGCCUGUGGGACCAUCCGCGCCUCCCGGAUUGGUUUCCCCAAGAACAGUCCAGGUGGCCUGGACAAUCGUUCGCCCAGGGGCACCAUCCGAUGGCUGCGGGACGAUCCCAUCCUCUUUGUCCAGUGGAAGGACACACAGGAUGUCCAGAUGUGCUCUACCCUGCACACAGCCCAUGCGGAUGAAACGAUAGAGAGAAGGGUGAAGGGGCCAGAUGGGAAAUGGACGAGCCAGGACUUGCCUGUCCCACCUGCUGUGAAGGACUAUAAUACGCACAUGGGUGGUGUCGAUCUAUCUAAUGUCCUGCACAAAACAAAAAAGUGGUACAGGUCACUGUUUUACCAUUUCAUUGACAUUGGCAUUGUCAACGCCUUUGUCCUUCACAAGGAGUUGGCAGCUCAAAGAGGCGAGAGGCCAAUGACCCAGAAUGCUUUUCGUGAGGAACUUAUCCUUCAGCUCACCGACUCUGGAGCCCCCACCACUGUACCCAAAUCGUCUAACGUAUCUCUGAGUGGAAUGCACCUCCCCAAACACACUGUUGGGGAUUCCACUGAAAGUCGCACGAGGUGCAAGCACUGCCACCAGAAGACCCCGGUCCGCUGUGAAUUCUGUGAUGUGGCGUUGUGUUUUGUUCCAUCAAGGAACUGCUUCUUCGACUGGCACCAACAGAACAUCCAGCAAUAGGAUGUAGCUGUGAACUUAAAUUUUAUGUAAAUAGUUUUUCUAGUUUUAUAGCUGUGCACUUUAGUUUUAUGUAAAUAGUUUUUAUAAAUACGUUUAUACUAUGUUGUUUGCAUUGUUAUUUUUUGUUAUGAGUAU
Molecule: messenger RNA, 2924 nt
Organism: Alosa alosa (allis shad)
Lineage: Eukaryota; Metazoa; Chordata; Actinopteri; Clupeiformes; Clupeidae
Product: piggyBac transposable element-derived protein 4-like
Exons: 3
Coding region: 933-2789 (618 amino acids)
Source: RefSeq, a predicted model, not a curated record